Molecule: messenger RNA, 7087 nt
Organism: Oncorhynchus nerka (sockeye salmon)
Lineage: Eukaryota; Metazoa; Chordata; Actinopteri; Salmoniformes; Salmonidae
Exons: 5
Coding region: 3876-5507 (543 amino acids)
Source: RefSeq, a predicted model, not a curated record
AGUUCACGCAUUCUACUACUAUUUUUAAUAAUUCUGCCAGUUUUGGAGGCAAGGUUUUUGUUGCCAACGCAUGCCUGUGCUGAAUACAAUGAGUAACAAUAAUGGGUGGUGCAUCGGCUUUCACUAGCGCACCAAAACCAGACAUUCUUCCCAGCAUGACUGGAGCUCCAUCCGAACAAACUGCAGAAACCAUAUCCCACCGAAAGAUUGUCUUUGAAGACAUCAUCCACAAGUUUCUUCACAUCGGCUGCCUUAGUUGUUGUUGUAAGAGGCUUACAAAAUAAAACAUCUUCCUUUAUCAUGUCGUCUUUCACAGCGCACGAAUACAGCAAGCUGGCUUAGAUUGGAAACGUCUGUGGUCUCGUCGAGUUGAAGGCUGAAUUUUGCCGGGCUUGAAGUCAGAUCUGCAACUACUUGAGCCAAGAUGUCUUUGCUCAUGUCCUCUAUUCUGUCGCUGAUGGUGUCAUUUGAAAGAGGAAUUUGGGAUAACUUCAGGCUCUUUUCCCAGCACGAUAUUCGCCAUCUUCAACAACGCUGGUUUUAUGAGUGUUUCACCAAUGGUGUGUGGUUUGCCCUGCUUUGCGAUCAGUUAAGCAACUUCGUACACUGCCUUGAGGAUCGGUUUGUUGAUGGGUACAAAGCCGAGAACAGGCAGAGUAGCCUUUUCAUCGAAUCUGGCUCUCUUCACCUUGAAUUCAGCGAGCGUUGUGUUCUUGUAUUUUCCAUCUCCAUGCAGCUUAAGGAAGUGUUCUCUUAGUUUUGCCAGUGCUAGACUAGAAUUGCUCAACUUGGCAUUGCAAAUCAUGCAGUUAGGACGCUGACUCCCAUCACGUUCCGUUAUACAUGUGAAUCCAUAUUGUACAUUCAUCCGACCCCUUUCUUUUUUUGCUCGACAUAGUAAGUAUGAAGGGAUUAAAAUAUUAAGAAAGAAAUCACAAGACUUACCAUCACGACAGUCAAAACUCGACUACUGAGCGCACCAAAUUCCCUGCAGCACAGAUAGGCCAAGCGAUGUAGCGUGAUCACCUGCAGCCAAUGAUGAGACUGACUCACCAAACCCCUGGGGUUCGAUCGAACCCAGGUUAAGAACCACUGCACUAGACUGACGUUAUGUCCAAAAUGAUCCUAUUUACACUUUGUAGUCAGUGUAAAUACUGAUACCAAAGGCUGUUUUCUAAAUGAGAAGUUGGUUUUUAGGGGAAGUUGCUCUUCAACCCCCUAAAGUCGAUGCCCUUGCGGAAAUCUAAUUAGCAUAGUGAUAAAAAUCUGUCAGUUUAAGCUAGCAAUGUUUUUUUUUGUGCAUUGGAUACAUCUGUCCACUGCAUGCGCCUGUCGCACUUCCGCAGUGAAAGGUGACAGCUAGAGCGGUGUUUGUCAGACCAUGAGACAUCCCAAAAAUCAGUCUUCUCACAAUUGUCUGUAGCGUCCGAUUUGGCCUACUAAUUAUGACCCAUCUAUGGACCAAUGGGACUCUAAUGAACACAAUCUUCUUCUGCGUCUUGGGAAUUGUCUGAAGUAGGUACAGCCGAUCUGCCAACUUUCUGUAGCAUCUGAACAGUUUUGGCUACACACUAACAUGACCCCAUAUGUGGAAAGGUAUGUCAGUUGCUUUGCUCUAGGAUGCCCACAGGCUUCCCAAAACUUGUCUGAAGGUCCCCUGGUACCAGCUGCAAAAAUGUAUGAAGUACAGUGCAUUCGGAAAGUAUUCAGACCCCUUGACUUAAUCCAUAUUUUGUUACUAGUCUUAUUCUAAAAUUGAUUAAAUGAAUGUUCUUCAUCAAUUUACAUACAGUACCCCGUAAUGACAAAGCGAAAACAGGAUUUAAGAAAUUUUUGCAAAUGUGUAUAUAUAUAAAAAAAAACGUAUGUAAAUAAGUAUUCAGACCCUUUGCUAUGAGAUGUGAAAUUGAGCUCUGUUGCAUCCUGUUUCCAUUGAUCAUCCUUGAUGUUUCUACAACUUCAUUGGAGUCCACCUGUGGUAAAUUAAACUGAUUGGACAUGAUUUGGAAAGACUCACACCUGUCUAUUCAAGGUUGCACAGUUGACAGUGCAUGUCAGAGCAAAAACCAAGCCAUAAGGUUGAAGGAAUUGUCCGUAGAGCUCCGAGGCAGGAUUGUGUCGGGGCACAGAUCUGGGGAAGGGUAUCAAAAAAUGUCCGGAGCAUUGAAGGUCCCCAACAACACAGUGGCCUCCAUCAUUCUUAAAUGGAAGAAGUUUGGAACCACCAAGACUCUUCCUAGAGCUGGCUCCCCGGCCAAACCGAGCAAUCGGGGGAGACUCUGACAGAGCUGUAGAGUUCCUCUGUGGAGAUGGGAGAACCUUCCAGAAGGUCAACCAUCUCUGCAGCACUCCACCAGUCAUGCCUUUAUGGUCGAGUAGCCAGUCCUCAGUAAAAGGCACACAGCCCAUUUUGGAGUUUGCCAAAAUUACAUUAAGACUCUCAGACCAUGAGAAACCAGAUGAUCUAGUCUGAUGAAAACAAGAUUGAACACUGGUCUGAAGGCCAAGUGUCACAUCUGGAGGAAACCUGGCACAUCCUUACAGUGAAGAAUGUUGGGCAGCAUCAUGCUGUGGGGAAGUUGUUCAGCGGCAGGGACAGGAGACUAGUCAGGAUCGAGGGGAAAAAUGAACGGAGUAAAAUAUAGAGAAAACCUGAUCAAGACCUCAGACUAGGGCAAAGGUUCGCCUUCCAACAGACUGAAGCCACCCUAAGCACACAGCCAAGACAAAGCACACAGCCAAGACAAUGCAGGAGUGGCUUCAGGGCAAGUCUUUGAGUGGCCCAGCCAGAUCCUGGACUUGAACCCGAUCGAACAUCUCUGGAGAGGCCUGAAAAUGGCUGUGCAUCGAUACUUCCCGUCCAUCCUGACAAAGAUUGAGAGGAUCUGCGGAGAAGAAUGGGAGAAACUCUCCAAAUACAGGUGUGCCAAGCUUAUAGCAUCAUACCUAAGAAGACUUGAGGCUGUAAUCGCUGCCAAAGGUGCUUCAACAAAGUUCAGAGUAAAGGGUCUGAAUACUUAUGUAAAUGUGAUAUUUUUAAUACAUUGGCAAACAAUUCUUAACCUUUUUUUUUUUGCUUUAUCAUUAUUGUGUGUGUGUGUGUGUGUGUGUGUGUUGAGGAUUUUUAUAUAUAUUUUUAAUCCAUUUUAGAAUAAGACUGUAACGUAAUAAAAUGUCAAAAUGGGGUCUAAAUACUUUCCAGAUGCUGUGUGUGUAGCUUAGUAGAAGCAAAUGCUCACCACACAUCAGUUAAUAUGGUGGAGAGGUGAGGAGUGAUAUAUGCCAAUUAGUAAUGACUAAGAUUAUUAGGUGGCUAUUAUGGAAAUGCGACCAGGUUGGGAAUUUUGCCAGAACACCGAGGUUAACAACCCUACUCGUGCGACACGUGCCAUGAGAAUUUUAAUGACCACAGAGUUAGGGGACACGUUUAACAUCCCAUCCCAAAGAUGAAUGUGCAAUGUCCCCUUCACUACCCUGGGGCAUUGGGAUCUUCUCAGACUAGAGGGGAUAGUGCCCCCUACUGGUCCUCCAAAACCACUUCCAGCAGCAUCUGGUCGUCCAUCCAGGGUUUGACCCUGCCUACCUUCAGAGGCAGGCCAGCACUGGGAUGAAGGGUGGUAUGCUGCUGGCUAAGCAUACUGAAAGCAUUGGUAGAUAGCUCUUGUACAAGUUCUGAUUCUCUAGUUUGUGUUUUUCCACAGGCAUUCCUUUACGCUCCGGGAUGGUGGUGAGGAGGUGGACAGAACCCAGUCACAGCUGGUCAGAGUGGUGAGAGAUGGGCCAGGCAACAACAAAGAUGACAGCUAUGUCCUGUCCAGGGUUACACUUGGGGUGGGGGUAGGCGCUCAGAAGUCUGUUAGAUUGGAGGUAGGGAGAUGCGGAGGAAGCAAGGAAUGAGUAGAAGGGACAAAAGGGGGCAACGGGAGGGAUGCAAUGGAUGGAAUCCUUUUGUGAAGCUAGAGGAUGCCCUGGCCGCCAGGGAGAACCCAAUGAUCAAUGACAUCAGAAAAGAUGAGAGUGAUUUCAGUCCCAGACCUGAGGACAGUGUCAUUGGUGUCCCAGAGCAGCCUCCUGCUGAUCAGGAUGUCACCUGGUUGAAACCCUGGAGAAGCCACAGGGAGGCACCUGAUCAAGGUGAUUCUCCAAGUGCCUUGCAGAUUGCCAACAGAACCCCCCUGGCCAUGACGGUUAUAUCUCCUUCGCCUCCCACAACCGUCGACAUUGGUGACCUGAGUGAUGUCCUGAACUUCACACCUGAGCUACACUUUAUCCCAGCCCCCGUUGCCAUGGUGGAAGUCGACACCCCCCUUGAAUCUUUAUCCCCACCUGUCUAUUCAGAGGACACCCUAGAUGCCACCAUCGUGAGCAGCUUUGAACCUGUUGAUGUCCCCAUAAUGAGCAGCUUUAACCCUGUUGCUGUCCUUGAACCUGUGGAAGCCCCCAUCGUGGAUCUCCCCAUCAUGGAUGUCACCAUUGUGAACAGCCUUGAACCUCUGCAAGCCCCAAUCGUGGAUGCACCCAUGGUGAGCAGCCUUGAACCUGUUGAACAUGCGGAUGCCACUGUCAUUAAUGACCUUGAUAUCCUGAAUGCUCCAGUUGGCUUAGAGAACCUGGAUGCCCCAGUCAUCAACAGUCUUGACACACUGGUGCUGGACGCCCUCUUUGUAAACAGCCUUGAACCUGUGGACAUCCCUGUCAUCAAUGACCUUGGCACUCCAGAUCCCCCAAUCGUAAAUAUUAUUUACACCCUGGAGCUGGAUGCUCCCAUCAUAGAUGUCCCCAUCGUGGACAGCCUUGCACCUGUGGAAUUUCCCACCAUGAAUGACAUUGACCUCCUGGAGGCCCCUGCGGAGUUCAGCUCCAGCUUUAACCCUCAGCUUGAAGUAGAGGUUCAUGUGGAGGGUGAGGGCCAGAACCAGAGGCUUUCUCUCUAUGUCCGACCCCAGCAUACCUAUGAGAUCAUUGGGGAGCCCAAUCCUAAUGAACACUCUGUGGAAGUGGACCUGGCAACAGCAAGCUCUCAAACCAUAGCUGAACUGGUCAAUAAAUCCACCACACAUUCUGACAAUGACACAACCACAGUCACUGAGCCAGCGGACCUGGCAAGCCCCGGCUAUGAGACUAUAGCUGAACUGGUCCAGGAUUCGAAUGCAACCACACUGCCUGAUGAUGACCCUAUCACAACCACAGUCACAGAGCCAGGGGAUCUGAUAACCCCUGAGUAUAAAACCAUAGCUGAACUGGUCCAUAAAUUGAGCGCAACCACACUGCCUGACGAUGAGCCAAUAACAACCACAGUCACAGAGCCAGAAGGGCUUGACCUUACAAGCCCUCUCUCAUUGGUAGAGGAGGGUUUCUGUGACAGGGGGUGGAAUCCAAUGUACGCUAGAGUGAGAAGGAAGCUUAGUAAAAGUACCACCCCACCCCCUGUGCUUCCAUCGGAGGAUGAGGAACCGGAGGGAUUUUCACCUCCAUUACCAGAGAGAAGUGGAGAGAUGGAGGGAUGAUCAUCGUGAAUAUCUCAUAAGACUUAAUGUGUGUUACGUCAUCAAUUAUAUUUAUAUAGACUCAGCUGUGUCAUUUCUAGAUGUAACAUGUCUCAGAUGGUGGACUGGGUACAACCCUUAUCUUCAUAUCUUAAACGAUCUCAUGAGACUGGCAUCUCACUGUCCUAUCCUUCACACCAUUUCCAGUCCUUUCAUUAGCUUAGCAUUAAACUCUGUACAAUGCUAUGCUACAUAUUCCAUGAGGAAGGACCCUAAGCCCAGAGUAGAACUGGGUCACCUAACAUGUUCAAGAGUAGGCUUUAUGUUUGUAUUUACUAACACAUUACAGGGUGAAGUGGCAGUUACGCAGUAAUAAACCAUUGAGUUACUGGUUUCUUCGAGAUUCAUUCAAAAGGGUCCACUUAAGACUCUUUCCCUCUCUAGAAUUACAAACAUUAUACUUUAAUGACAAUAGUGGUGCAUUCUUAAUAAAUAAUUAAUGUAUAUCAACAAAGUAAAUGGACAACAUUAUGGGCGUGUCCGAAUACCCAUACUUAUAUGCAAAAAUGUGUUAUAUUAUGUAUCAUUUCGAAAAUGUAGUAUGAUUUAAGUGCAAGGAUGUCAUACUAAUUUUGGCUUUAAAUCCAUUAGAAUUUGCGUGUAGAGAAUGACAGGACUCCAGUGGCCCAAAACGGGUUUUAUCAUGGGCAUUGAGAACUUUCACCAUUUUGAAGUAGUUAACUGGGUGGGAUAUAUAUAUAUCAUAUAAUUCCAUCCAGGUCGAAGGAUGGAUCAGCCAAUGAAUUAUACUUGUGCGUAAACAUUCCAUAACUGUUGUGGCAGUAAAUCGCCAACCUUGGCUUUAUACCUGUUCAGACAACACACUCCAGAUGGCAGUUUGCAACCUUUCAGUUUGUUUAACAACUGUCCUAAAAUGUACUACUUUAAAAUGGAGAUGCCUCAAUGGUGCCAUAAUGGGACAGAUACAAUGUUGUGUCCUCUAACUAUCUCUAUGAAUUUGCUGCACACGAUUGAGGAAGAUAAUUGUCUUUUCACACAAGUAUUUGACAACAGCUGAUAAUCAGAAUAGGGGACACGCUCUACAAAAAUGUACAAAUAGCAGGGAACAAGUGCGUUUGAGCAUUCGAUGACACCUUUUCUUUAUGGCUGAGUGGUAUGUUGAUAUUUGUUGCUUACUGCAUACAUUUCUACUAAACAGUACAUUGUAAAUAGUAUGUUGUAAUAUUAGUACACAGUAUGUAGUUUUAGUAAAUAGUGGGCAAGUAGGCAUUUCCAUUUAUUUAUUCAAAGCUUUACAGGCGAGGGGUAGAACCAAUCAUUUAGAAUUUAUGUACAAUAUAAAACAAGUAUAAAUUCAGUGUUGUAAAAUGUAUAUUGUCAUUAUUAGAGCAUAUAGGCUGAGCAGAAUGAAAUACAAGAGGACAGAUGAAAUACACCAUUAUAAUACCACAUUGAAAUCUGUACCUCAUUCAUUACAACAAUUUAAACACAUAUCAGAAUUCCAAUUCAAAAUAUUGUGGAAGUGCUUCUGUGUGCAGAUGCAAUAAAUGUUUCUCACCACAGUGGGGAAGUACAACUCA